AUGGUAAUACUUUUUAAGGUUUUAGAAACUGCCUCCCUCGCUGGGAGUGCAGAUACACCAGAGGAAAUCAAACAUGUCUUAGCUGAGAAGAAUCGGCUUCAAAAUGAACUGCAACGCUGCCUUCAGGAGAUGCAUCAGAAGGAUCUGCAUUUCCAGCAGAUUAAUUCAAAGGUUGUGCAGUCAGCAGAAGAGAAUGCUGUCUUGUCUGCCCAGUUGAAGACUCUUUCGCAGACUCUAAGGGAUAACCAGCUUCGUUACACUGACUUGCAAAAUCGUUAUUUAAGACUGGAGAGGGAAUAUCAGACAAUGCACACGACAUCUUUCCAAGGCACUGUUCAGGAUGAAACUAGAGCAGAAGUUCCCCCUGGAGCGCCACAGGAGAGAUCUGCAAUUAUUGUUGAAAUAGACAAUAUGGAGCUAAAUGAACUCAGAAAAAGGCUUGCAGAGACUGAGCAACAAUAUGAGUCAGUGCAGCAGGCUCUCUCACAGCUGACAGAAACACUGUCAGAAGAGAAGAGGAGGAGAGAAGCUGCAGAAGAGGCUCUUGGACUCUCUGAGGAGCAAAGUAACAGAUUUGAAGUAAGCAGUUAUAGGUCUGUACCUAGUGAAUACGCUGUCCAGAUGGAAACUGAGGAGGAAAGGGAAGCCUUAAUCAUCAAUCCUAGUGAACAUGUUAUUGUGCGAAAGAUGAAAGGAGGAGCCCUUUCCUUCCGAAGAUGGCUUCGAGGGCGAAGUCUUUACUGUUCUAAGCUGCUGACCUCCAGAGCAAAAUCCCGCUAUUUAUUCCUCACGUACCUAGUUACACUACAUCUUGUUGUUUUACUGUGCCUCACUGGUGUUCUCUGAAUACACUGCAUUUUCUGGGUAAAUUAUUUCCCUGUAGGUAAUGGUGUGCCAAUCCAAGAUAAUAGACUUUCCACAUGCUGCUGUUAAGCUAUGCACUGGACACAGUUGUAUAUAUUCUUGUUACACUACAUGAAUCUUGAGCUUCUUAAAAGAAAUUUGUGUAUAUCACAGUUGCUCCAAAGUUGACUUGAAUUGCUCUUUAACAGUGGAAUAUUAUAUUUGCUAAAGAGAAAAUAUCCCCCUCUGCCCUAUAAAGAAACUGCUGCACACAAGUUAUUUAAUAUUGUUUGUGAGUACAUAAUGAUUGAUUACUACUGAAUGGGUUGUAAAUGAUAUCUUUUCUAUAUAAACUUUAUUUUAAAAGUUAAACUAUAAAUUUUAAAGGAAUAUUCAGCUAUUACUGUUUAUUGGCUUCUUGAUUAUAACAAGAAGUUUUAUAGAGUGCAAUAAAGGAAGAACUACUG
Messenger RNA from Cariama cristata (Red-legged seriema), 1310 nucleotides. RefSeq names its product golgin subfamily B member 1-like. The transcript is spliced from 6 exons. Gene Ontology annotation, cellular component: Golgi apparatus. NCBI's taxonomy places the organism in Eukaryota, Metazoa, Chordata, Aves, Cariamiformes, Cariamidae. Bases 1 to 846 code for a protein of 281 amino acids. The record is from RefSeq and is a predicted model, not a curated record.